This is a messenger RNA of Selaginella moellendorffii, 1751 nucleotides long. RefSeq lists its product as uncharacterized. The transcript is spliced from 10 exons. Bases 9 to 1160 code for a protein of 383 amino acids. Gene Ontology annotation, molecular function: ubiquitin protein ligase activity. Gene Ontology annotation, biological process: proteasome-mediated ubiquitin-dependent protein catabolic process. The record is from RefSeq and is a predicted model, not a curated record. Lineage: Eukaryota; Viridiplantae; Streptophyta; Lycopodiopsida; Selaginellales; Selaginellaceae.
AAUUAGCGAUGGAGAAUCCAACCAAGAGGCCGAGCUCCGCCAACAGCAGCACCAGGAGUAGCAGGAUCGGCAGCGUCAGCGGCGGUGACAAGAAGGGAGAAUCCAAGCCGGAGGCCUCGGCAUCGGCAUCGGGCUCAGCAGCAGUGCCAGCAUCGCCAGUAGCGGUAGCAUCGCCAUUGGCGGGGUCGGCAACGCCAGCUCGAGGAUCGCGAUCGUCGUCCGUGAGGAAGUCGAGCAUCUCUCUGCGCGGCGACAAGAAUGUAAGGUUCUUGAACUGUCCUUUGUGCUCCAAGGUCUUCAAGCACGCGGUGGAGACCGGGUGUGGGCACGUAUUCUGUGCGCGAUGCCUCCAAAACAGCUUCACCAGAUCCAAAGGAUGCCCGACGUGUGACCGGCCAAUCGAGUACGUGCAUCCUUGUUUCUUGCUGAGGGAGCUAAUUGUGAAGUAUGGUGGGAAACGAGGAGCAGGCAUGCUUCAAACGGAAUUCGCACCGUAUCAAGACGACUGCGACAUUCCGGACAUCGAUGAUCCCAUCAUCAUCGCUUCACAGUUUGUUGGAGCUGAUCCUGGAGGGACGUGCUCGUGCGUUACCGGCGGCAUCUUUGAUCCUUCGGACUUGUAUUUUAGUGAGCACCUCCAUGAUUUUGUGAGCGUGGAGGAGUUUUUGGACACCGUUAAAACGAUCAACGAGAUUGUGGCACAUGCAACGCCUGGGCGUGCACAAACCUGCAUGAAUCGUUACGUUUGCUUCUGCUUGUUUUAUGCACAUGCGAGGAACCUUAUCUGCUCAAUCCAAAGUGCAUUGGCGGACUGCAACGUGAGAUAUCCAGAGACUGGUUUGUGGUGGACGUUGAUGCAUCUCGACAGUGAUGUUUAUUCGGCUGGUAAUCUAGACAAGAAAAUGUAUUUGAUGCUGCGAAUUGAUCCAGUGAAAGCUCGCAACUAUCAACACACGGUGGUAGGAGGCUUGAAAGAGGGUGAAUUGGCAAGGCUACGAAGAGAGAAUGUCCUUUUGAGACAUAAAAUGCUUGAGAUUGGUCAGACGACUUACCUCCGCGGCAUCACUGCAAGAAGGGAGAAGUUGAAAGCUCGUGGAAAGUUCCCCCACAGCUUCUAUGCAGAAUAUCCAGGUACCACGACACUAUCUGCGCAAAACUAAAGUAAAGGAGCUAAGGAAGAAAGGCGAGAGCGACCACUUGACUCUCCUCUAACAUACGGCAUGCAGAUAGUUAUGUGAUCUCCCCGCGGACAUUGAAGCAGCUCGUACAGUUCAGACCAGGAAGAUCCACCAGAGCGUAUUUUUUGCCACCAUGGGCAAGAGUGAGAUCAAUGAGCAGUGGCUUGCUCCCUUUGAACAGAGAAGAAGACUACGUACUGAGCAAGCUGGGCUCGGGGACACUGUCCAGGUCCAUGUCUCCGUAUAGGCGGCCUUCUGACGCUUCAGCCGGAGGGAGAAGGAGCGAAUCCGGGCCUUCAAACCGCGACUCUAUAUCAUCAGCGGCUGGAAGAUGACUGAUCACCAGAGGCAUUUGUUAGAAAAGGCCAGGAUUUUUAUUACACAGCUCUAGAUGGACAAGGCUGCACAGCAGUAGCAGCAGUGACUGGACUGAUGUAAGCGUGAGUUCAUGCUUUGGUGACGUCGAGUUUUCUUUUCUUCCUUGCUGCAGGAGGUGGCUCUUAAAACAUUCCGUAGAGUGUGUUCCCACUUCACAGUCUUCACGCCAAUGGAUUGUUUCCUCGUCUGUACAAA